Molecule: messenger RNA, 1803 nt
Organism: Haliotis rufescens (red abalone)
Lineage: Eukaryota; Metazoa; Mollusca; Gastropoda; Lepetellida; Haliotidae
Product: stress protein DDR48-like
Exons: 5
Coding region: 1-1803 (600 amino acids)
Source: RefSeq, a predicted model, not a curated record
AUGGCCAUCCUGAUGCCUUGUGUUGACAAUGACGAGUACGCUACAGAUGACAAGUACACUACAGAUGACGAGUACACUACAGAUGACGAGUACACUACAGAUGACAAGUACACUACAGAUGAGGAGUACACUACAGAUCAUGAGUGCCCUACAAGUCACAAGUACGCUACAGAUGACGAGUACACUACAGAUGACGAGUACGCUACAGAUCACGAGUGCCCUACACGUCGCAAGUACACUACAGAUGACGAGUACGCUACAGAUGACGAGUACACUACAGAUGACGAGUACGCUACAGAUAAGUACACUACAGAUCACGAGUGCUCUACAGAUGACAAGUACACUACAGAUCACGAGUACGCUACAGAUGACAAGUACACUACAGAUGACGAGUACACUACAGAUAACAAGUACACUACAGAUGACCAGUACACUACAGAUGACGAGUACACUACAGAUUACAAGUACUCUACAGAUGACAAGUACACUACAGAUCACGAGUGCCCUACACGUCACGAGUACACUACAGAUGAGGAGUACGCUACAGAUGACGAGUACACUACAGAUCACGAGUGCUCUACAUAUGACGAGUACGCUACAGAUGACGAGUACGCUACAGAUGACAAGUACACUACAGAUGACAAGUACACUACAGAUGAGGAGUACGCUACAGAUGACAAGUACACUACAGAUUACGAGUACGCUACAGAUGACGAGUAUGCUACAGAUGACAAGUACACUACAGAUGACAAGUACACUACAGAUGACAAGUACACUACAGAUCACGAGUGCCCUACACGUCACAAGUACACUACAGAUGACAAGUACACUACAGAUCAAGAGUGCUCUACAUGUCACGAGUACACUACAGAUGAGGAGUACGCUACAGAUGACGAGUACACUACAGAUGAGGAGUACGCUACAGAUGACGAGUACGCUACAGAUGACAAGUACACUACAGAUGACAAGUACACUACAGAUGACAAGUACACUACAGAUCACGAGUGCCCUACACGUCACAAGUACACUACAGAUGAGUACGCUACAGAUGACAAGUCGAUACAGAUGACGAGUACACUACAGAUGACGAAUGAGGAGUAUGCUACAGAUGACGCGUACGCUACUGAUGACGAGUACGCUACAGAUGACGAGUACGCUACAGAUGACGAGUACGCUACAGAUGACAAGUACACUACAGAUCACGAGUGCCCUACACGUCACAAGUACACUACAGAUGACGAGUAUGCUACAGAUGACAAGUACACUACAGAUGACGAGUACACUACAGAUGACGAGUACACUACAGAUGACGAGUACUCUACAGGUGAUGAGUACACUACAGAUGGCGAGUACACUACAGAUGGCGAGUACGCUACAGAUGGCGAGUAUGCUACAGAUGGCGAGUACACUACAGAUGACGAGUACACUACAGAUGACGAGUACUCUACAGAUGAAGAGUACACUACAGAUGACGAGUACACUACAGAUGACGAGUACACUACAGAUGACGAGUACACUACAGAUGGCGAGUACACUACAGAUGACGAGUACUCUACAGGUGACGAGUACACUACAGAUGGCGAGUACACUACAGAUGACGAGUACACUACAGAUGACGAGUUCACUACAGAUGGCAAGUACACUACAGAUGACGAGUACACUACAGAUGACGAGAACUCUACUGAUGAAGAGUACACUACUGAUGACGAGUGCCCUACAGAUGACAAGUACACUACAGAUGACGAGUGCACUACAGAUGACGAGUACACUCCAGAUGACGAGAACUCUACUGAUGACAAGUAA